Messenger RNA from Telopea speciosissima, 1601 nucleotides. Its product is annotated as acyl-CoA-binding domain-containing protein 1-like. Gene Ontology annotation, molecular function: fatty-acyl-CoA binding; protein binding. The transcript has 6 exons. Bases 190 to 1302 code for a protein of 370 amino acids. Lineage: Eukaryota; Viridiplantae; Streptophyta; Magnoliopsida; Proteales; Proteaceae. The record is from RefSeq and is a predicted model, not a curated record.
AUUUUUAAGGGUUGAAGAUUUCUUUUUCUUCUCUGAAUUCUGUUCCAGUUAUGCAAAUGUAUAGCCUGGCCUUGGCAGUCUUUCCACCCUCCUCCGUUCGUUGAUGCAUUCUAUAUCUAGGGUUUCUGCUCUCUGAUCAGUCUUUUCUGAAUUUCUGUUCACUUUUGGUUUCCCUUGAGUCCUAUCAUCAUGGGGAUGGGAGACUGGGAAGAACUUGCUCAAUCAGUAAUCUUAGGUCUUAUUUUCUCAUUCCUUUUGGCGAAGCUUAUAUCGAUGGUCAUUUCAUUCAGAGGUGAUAACCUUAGGUUGGCACGCGAAGAGGAUAUACCGUCCAUGCCAGUUGAAGCUGAAUCAGAAUCUUCGUUUGCUGUGAAGGAACCUGAUGUAAUCUCCGAAAAACCAAGUGCCCCGGCAGAAGAGAGGCUCCAUGCUAGUGAAGGAAAUCGUGAUAUCACUGAGAAGCAGAGCGAUAGACAUUUAGAAGAAGAAGAAGAUGAUGAUGAUGAUGAUGAUGAUUGGGAGGGAGUUGAGACUACUGAGCUCGAUGAUACAUUUAGUGCUGCUACGGCUUUUGUGGCUGCUGCUGCUGCUGAUCGUCUGUCACAGAAAGUGUCUACCGAUGUUCAAUUGCAGCUUUAUGCUCUCUAUAAGAUUGCCACCGAGGGUCCUUGCAGCACACCACAACCCUCUGCCCUGAAGAUGUCGGCUCGUGCCAAGUGGAAUGCAUGGCAGAGGUUGGGUGCUUUGCCUCCAGAAGAAGCAAUGCUGAAGUAUAUAAUGAUAGUUAGCGAGCUAUAUCCUUCUUGGGCAACUGGAUCUACUUUGAAACGUAAAGAUGGAGGCAAUGAUGCACCUGGUUCAGAUACCAAAGGACCAAUGGGGCCAGUUUUCAGCACCUUUGUUUAUGAGGAGGAGUCCGGAAAUGACUUGAAGAUGGAAGCUAUACAUGCCUGUGCAAGGGAAGGAGAGAUUGAUAGCUUGCUUAAAGAUAUAGCUAGCGGUGUUUCAGUUAAUCUGAAAGAUAGUGAUGGCCAAACCCCUUUGCAUUGGGCUGUUGACCGUGGCCACCUCAACAUUGUGGAGUUGCUUGUCAGCAGGAAUGCUGAUGUGAAUGCUAAGGAUAACGAGGGUCAAACUCCAUUGCAUUAUGCGGCAGUCUGUGACAGAGAAGCAAUUGCUGAGUAUCUCGUGAAGCAUAACGCUGGCAUUGAUGUGAAAGACAAUGAUGGCUACACCCCUAGUGACUUAUGCGAGUCAAACUGGUCCUGGAUGUCCAGUUCAUCAUCUGCAAAACCGAUUUGAUGAUGGUUUCCUUUAUCUUCUGCACUGGAAAAUUUUCUACACUAUCCUGCAGCAUAUGUAUAACCGAAAGGCAUAUGGCGUUAACAUAAUACAGGUGCACAAUCUUCUUUCAUUGGAUUCACGCCCCUCUCUUUCUCUCUCUCUUGCAAAGUCUCUAAUUAGAAGAAUAUUGGAAUUUGGGGGCAAAAUGUAAUGCAAGCUCACUUGUUAAUUGGCAUAAUUGAUACUAUUAUUGACUAAAACCACAGAGUUUAAGCAAUUUGGUUGGCUGAGGCUUGACUAAAAGAUGGUUAUACUCG